Molecule: messenger RNA, 879 nt
Organism: Dioscorea cayenensis subsp. rotundata (Guinea yam)
Lineage: Eukaryota; Viridiplantae; Streptophyta; Magnoliopsida; Dioscoreales; Dioscoreaceae
Product: cytochrome c oxidase subunit 6b-1-like
Exons: 5
Coding region: 113-643 (176 amino acids)
Cellular component (GO): mitochondrion; respiratory chain complex IV
Source: RefSeq, a predicted model, not a curated record
GGGAGCUUCACAGUGUCAUCUAUGAAUGAACCUCUCGCGAAAGCUCUUUCCUUGUCUAUUGCUUCACGAGUGAGGAACAAGCCGCCGUCUUUGAAUCGAGAGCUGCUCUCCGAUGGCGGAAUCGGUGCCGGAGAAAGUCCCAAGCUUGGCCGAGCAAUGGUCAUUGCAGGAUAAGGAAGUGCAGCCCGAUCAGAGUGACAAGCCUGUUGAAACAACUGUGGAUGAAAAGCCUGAUGAUACCAAAACCGAGGAAGUUGCUAAGGAGACAACCGAGGUAACCUCUGCUCCAGUGGAAAAUGCUCCCGUUGCGGAGGAACCAACAGAGCCUGUCCCAGAGGCGCCUACCUCAGAGGAGCCUACUGAUACUUCUGAGAAAGAAACAGAAGAUCAAGGAAAUGCUGAAGAGGAGACACCAGCGAUAAAGCUUGAGACUGCACCAGCUGAUUUUCGUUUCCCAACAACAAAUCAAACAAGGCAUUGCUUUACGCGCUAUAUUGAAUAUCACAGGUGUGUUGCUGCAAAAGGAGAUGAUGCGCAAGAGUGCGAAAAGUUUGCAAAAUAUUAUCGCUCACUUUGCCCUAGUGAAUGGAUUGAGCGAUGGAAUGAACAGAGAGAGAAUGGAACUUUUCCUGGUCCUCUGUAGAUGAACAUCACAAGGCGGACACUAGCAAUGUCCUGGAAAAUUUUUACCAGGUUUUUGGCAAACUGGAAUGAACAUUCACAUCUUGAGAAACUUCUGAAGCUCUUAUUCCUAAUAACAUCUCAAAUAAAUUUUUUUGGCUUGUUGUAAGCCAAGAUUAUAAUACUACGCUCAUUUUUCAAUCCUUGUUUCAGACCUCAUCAUUUUUACCAUUUUUAAGUUAAAUUCCUUUUGAAAUA